Mycosarcoma maydis (corn smut) is the source of this 4383-nucleotide messenger RNA. RefSeq lists its product as uncharacterized. The record is from RefSeq and is a predicted model, not a curated record. Lineage: Eukaryota; Fungi; Basidiomycota; Ustilaginomycetes; Ustilaginales. Gene Ontology annotation, biological process: DNA-templated transcription; regulation of DNA-templated transcription. Gene Ontology annotation, molecular function: DNA binding; DNA-binding transcription factor activity, RNA polymerase II-specific; zinc ion binding. The coding region runs from base 1 to 4383 and encodes 1460 amino acids. The transcript is spliced from 2 exons.
AUGAGCGCCUACAACCUCAAUAUGGCCAACAACGCCAACAUGUUGCCGGUACCUCAGCAGCAACAGCAGCAACCCGAAGCAGCGCGACCGCCUCCCAAGCGUCGAAAUCGCAAGGCCGUGUCUUGCGUCUCUUGUAGAGAGAAAAAGAUCAAAUGUGACCGUGUCGUGCCGUGCAAUCAAUGCAUCAAGCGUGGCGAGCAGGAUCAGUGUCGCAUCGAACAGAGACCCCAAAUCAUCCACGAUCAUGCUCAUUCGCACAACACCGUUCCUGCUCAGCCUUGGCCUAACUACAUCGACCCCCUCUCUUCCGGCUCCGCAGCAUACAGCCAGUUCAGUGCCGCUACAUCUACUGCCAAAGACCAGGUCAAUGCUGCGCACCCCUCUGGCAACCCCGCACCUACAGAAGCUGAAGCCGUAAAAUUACGUUUUGCGCAGGUUGAAGCAUUGCUCGUAGGUCAGACGCCCCUCUCCAGCGCUAACGCUUUCGAUCCUCAAUCCCCCGCCGCCUCCUCCAACUGGAAUGUGUAUAGGUCUACGAGUGGCCCCGGCUCCGGCUCAGCAGAGUUCGACCUCUCGCGCAUCAAGUCCAACAGCCCUGCCAACUCUUUUCCCAGCUCAGCUCAUCAUUCCAGCACAUCGCCGCAUGGUCCACCCGACGACACUGAUGAGAGUGACGCAGACGACGACACUGCUCCGUCCAGCCCUCGUGCCGAAAGCCGAAGGGUCUCACCCUCCAACCGCCUCAGGACAGACCAGAUGCCUGUUUCGAGAAAAGAGAUGGAUAGUGAUACCGAAGACGCUGCCGUCGUCCUCGAACGUCUUGCCAUGGAUGAUGCUUCCCAAUUGAGAUGGGGUAGUGCCGGAAAUGGCUGCCCGCUCCAGAAGACCGGAGCCCAAAACCCAAAUGCCGAGCAGUACAAGGGUAUGGUCAUCGAAAGCCUCGCCACCGGAGACAAAUUCGAAAGGUGCUUGCAGAAGGACAAGGAAGUCGGCCUCAUGUCUGUCCCCGACCACAAUGCUACAAAUGCCUCGUCAUAUCCUUCGCAGACCUUGAUUCAAUCUGCCACCAGUGUUGUUUCGCUCCCAGCAUCUGGUCAACGCGAGCCUACUGGUAUGCUUCUUCCGUCGCUCUCGAGCGCUCAAGACCCCGAUACAAGGCUCGAUGGCCAGCCGUCGUGUGCUUGUCGCGCUCCCAGCGACUCAGCCCAUGGACACGAUCAUACACAAGAUUAUGAAUGUCUCAAGAAGAACGAGCCAGCUUCGAAGGACCCAUCUCCCAUCACAGUGCCAUGUAAGCUUGCUUGCGAGAACAGGGGCCUGCUGCGUCUCAAGAGUGGUCCCGAGACCCUCCUCGGCUGGGGUAUGGGAUGGGCGUGGUCAGCUGCCGAGAUUCUGCUCCAGCAAGAUCAGCAAAAGGCCAAGCUGGAGGGUGUGCCGUUCGUAUCCACUUCUCGAACCGAACGCGAGGCUGUGUUGCGCGCCGUCUGCGAGAGUCUUCCCUCUAAACAAAUCGCUUACCAGCUCAUCGAAGUCUACGAGUCCCGGGCGCGCUACCUCUGCGGUCAUGUCAUACACGUGCCCUGCCUAAAGCGAGAAAUGGAGGCUUUCUACGCUCUCGACUCGACCGAGAAGCGCGCUCGUGUCAUCAAUCAUGUCGAUCCGGGCUGGCUAGGCAUGUUCGUCAUGGUGCUUGCUCUCGGUAUACGCUUCUAUCCAUGUACGCCCAAGGCUGGAUGGCAGCCCGCCAACCACCUGUUUGAUGGCAAAACCAUCCACGCAUGGCACUCGGCAGCAAAGUCGUGCCUUGUCCUUGCCAACUAUCUCAACUCUUCAAGCAUGAGCGUCAUCCAGGCCAUCCUUCUCAUCUAUCUCUUCGGCUCGGUCUCUGGUGCCAGCUGUGGUGGUGAGGCAGACUCCGGCACCACUAACAUUGCUCUCAUUCGUAUCGCCAUCACUAACGCGCAGGAGAUGGGUCUGCACCGCCUUGGCGAUCUUGACAAGCAGCCUCGGCCGAACGAGCCCUCUUCUAAAGUCAUUCGCAGGGAGAUCGCCAAACGUAUCUGGUGGGCACUCGUUUUCCGCGAUUGGAGCGCCGCCGGCACCGGUUGCUCCAAAGACUACAUCAUCCGAUCUGAGCACUUCAAUACUCCGCUCCCCGGCAACUACAACGACGACGAUCUCAUGCUCACACCGCUUCCUGCGCCACGACCCAGGGAAGAGUUUACCGAGAUGUCCUACGUCCUCUCAAAUCUUGAGUUCGGCAUGGUGGUCAAGGAGGACGUUGAUAUUCGCCACCGUCGGGAGCUCCAUACCGCCACCAAUGGCGGCGAUCGUCGCAUAACUUGCUCCGAGGCGCAGAAGCUCGACUUUUUGUACCGUAGUGUUCUCGAAAACGCCCCGAGCUUCUUCAAGGUCGGAUCCGAGAUUGGCCGCGUCACGUGCAUCGAAGUCCAGCGUUGGCUGCUCCAGCAGGCCAUAUUCAGCAAACUUCUGCGCAUCCACCGCCCCAAUCUAUCGAGUCGCAAAGAGUCGCGCACCAACUGUGUGCUUUUGGCUCGCUCGAUCCUCGACAUGCAGAAGAAGAUCCGUUCCAGAUGCACGGUUAUUGAUCGUCUCUGGGUCAAUCUUAUGCAGAGCUUCUCCGCAGCCAUCGUUCUCGCGCUUCACUUGCUUCACACCCGGCCUACCGCCGACCACCGUGUCUCGGUGCGAUCUGAGAUCACAGAAGCUAUUCGAGCACUUAAGCAGGUCGACGGGAACGAUUGCGCUUCCAAGAAAUGCAUCCGCAUCAUCGAGGCCCUUCUCGAAGAGGAGGAAGAACGAUGGCAGGCUGGAAACGCAGCGCUUGCCCGCAAAGAUGACAGUUCGCCACAAGAGACAGCCAAGCCAAAGCGAAAGCGUCAGAUGGACGUAGAAGGUGGCGACGACGAGGCUGCUCCUGUUUCGGGAGUCGGUCGAAGGAAGAAUCUGCUCAGUCUUGCUCACAGAGUUGCGCAGGCGACAAGCGAGGACGGCUUUGCCCAACAGCGCCAGGCUAGUACCGCACCGAUCCCGACCGAUGACCCUUCGAAGCGACAGGCCACAUUGGCCGCAGUCCGACCCAUGUCCGGCGCUCAGAACAAUGCUUUGCUCGAGGUGAAUGGCGUCACAGCGCUAAAGGAUGAUGCAUCGUUAUUCUUGAUGAACAACACCACUUUGCCCUCCUUCGGGCCCAGUCCGCUGCCAAGCGCAAGUGGUAAUGCUGAUGACGUACCGUUCCCUCAAAUGUUGCAGGCCAUGCCUCUCGCGAGCAACCUGUUCAAACCUGACGGUGUAGAUCCCUCACAGCGCAUGGUGCCACCUAACGGUGUUGAUCUGAUGCUCAACAACCCCGUCACACCACCCGAUGGCCAACCCUUCGAUCUGGCUGCUUUCUUGGAACAGGUGACCAACUCCCCUGGAAGUUCGACCGACAUCAGCUUGUCUUCUGGCAACGAGCGCUCUGCUUCUACAUCAUCGGAUGUAUCGGGUCUGGACGACAAGGCAUCCGCUUCGGCAUUCGGCGGCAGCACCGCAAGUCUGGGCGAUGCUACCGACAAUACGAGUGUGUCAAGCUUUGGCGAGCCGCUUUUGACCAAAGAAGCCAUUCACCGUCAACAGCAACACCUACAAGCCAGCGCGGCCGGCAACGCCCCUGCGAUCAGCGCGCCCGUUAUUCAGAAUGGCACAUCGGCUGUUUUCACGACGCAAAACAGUUCGCCGGCAAGCGCACAUCCAGAAGUGACCGGCGCCAACGGCAUCACAGCUCCUACGACGGCGUCGGCCUACCCAACCCAAGCGGCGCCCGUGCUGGUACAAACGUCGUCUUCCGGCAGUGCCAAUGGCAACGAUGCGCUCGCCAUCAACACUAUGGCUUCGCCGCCGUAUCAGCAACAGAUGCCUCAGAAUGCGCUGUAUGCAACGCAGUCAACGUUCCCGCCUACGCCACAGUCAGCUCACAGCGGCCUCACGCCGUUCCUCAGUCCUGAUGAUUUUUUCAACAACACUGCUGAACCGAAGACCCACGGCUACCCAACUCCAAGCUCGCUCGCAUCAUCGUCGACAUCACCGGCCAGGGUCGGCAGCAACGUGAUGGCGACCAGCAAUAGCACACCAGCAUACCAGCCGCUAGUCUCGUCGGCGUCGGGUGCAGUGCCAGUGUACGCCGCUACGCCGGAAGCUCAGAAAGGCGUCGGAGCAGCGACAGGCGGUGUCUCGGUAGGCACGCCGAGCGCCGGAUUUGGAUUGGACGCCUUCCUCGGCGCUCCGCUCUACGAUUUCGCCGACUUUGCCAACGCUUGGACGGCUUCAAACCCCGCCUCGGCUCCAAUGGGCUCGAGUAUGGGACCCGUCUCUGAUCCAUAA